UUCAGUUUUUGAACGUCCCCAUGUUCCGCAAUGUGACGCUGAAGUGCCUGACGGAGAUUGCUGGUGUAAGUGUUAGCCAGUACGAGGAGCAGUUUGUCAGCCUCUUCACCCUGACAAUGUGUCAGCUAAAACAGAUGCUCCCUCUGAAUACCAACAUUCGUCUGGCCUACGCUAAUGGGAAAGACGAUGAGCAAAACUUCAUCCAGAAUCUCAGUUUGUUCCUCUGCACUUUUCUUAAGGAGCACGGGCAGCUCAUUGAGAAGCGACUCAACUUGAGAGAGACAUUAAUGGAGGGCCCUCCAUAUAUGCUGCUGGUGUCAGAGGUGGAAGAGACUGAGAUUAAAAUUUGUCUGGAUUACUGGAACCACCUGGCAGCUGAGCUAUACAGAGAAAGCCCCUUCCGACGUCCACCCUCCCCUCUCCUGUCUGGCAACCAGCACUUUGACGUACCACCGCGCAGACAGCUCUACCUGCCUGUACUCUCCAAGUUAAAAGUUCUGACAAGUAGGAUGGUGCAAGCCGAGGAGGUAUUGGUGGUGGAGAAUGACCAAGGGGAGGUUGUUAGAGAGUUCAUGAAAGAUACAGAUUUCAACCUCUACAAGAAUAUGAGAGAAACCCUUGUGUACCUGACUCAUCUGGACUACGCAGACACAGAACGCAUUAUGACAGAGAAGCUUCACAACCAGGUGAACGGUACGGAAUGGUCAUGGAAGAACCUCAAUACACUAUGUUGGGCUAUCGGCUCAAUCAGUGGGGCUAUGCACGAGGAGGAUGAGAAGAGGUUUCUGGUCACUGUUAUCAAGGAUCUGCUGGGUCUUUGUGAGCAGAAGAGGGGAAAGGACAACAAGGCCAUCAUAGCAUCCAACAUCAUGUACAUUGUUGGACAGUAUCCACGGUUUCUCAGAGCACACUGGAAGUUCCUCAAAACUGUGGUCAACAAACUCUUUGAGUUUAUGCAUGGUGAGAGAUCAAGUCAAACUCAUGAUGGUGUGCAGGACAUGGCUUGUGACACCUUUAUCAAAAUUGCCCAGAAGUGUCGACGCCAUUUUAUCCAGGUGCAGGUUGGAGAGGUGAUGCCAUUCAUUGAUGAGAUUCUCAACAACAUCAACACCAUCAUCUGUGAUCUCCAACCUCAACAGGUGCACACCUUCUACGAGGCAGUUGGUUAUAUGAUUGGAGCCCAGACAGACCAGGCUGUCCAAGAGCACCUGAUAGAGAAAUAUAUGCUGCUACCUAAUCAAGUAUGGGACAGCAUCAUCCAGCAGGCCACCAAGAAUGUGGACAUUUUGAAGGACCCAGAGACUGUGAAGCAGCUUGGCAGCAUCCUGAAGACCAAUGUCAGGGCCUGCAAGGCUGUAGGACACCCAUUUGUCAUCCAGCUAGGACGGAUUUACCUUGACAUGCUCAACGUCUACAAGUGCCUCAGUGAGAAUAUCUCUGCCGCCAUUCAGACAAAUGGUGAGAUGGUGACAAAACAGCCGUUGAUCCGGAGUAUGAGGACAGUAAAAAGAGAGACACUGAAACUGAUCUCAGGCUGGGUCAGCCGAUCAAAUGAUCCACAGAUGGUUGGGGAGAACUUUGUUCCACCACUGCUGGACGCCGUCCUCAUUGACUAUCAGCGCAACGUCCCAGCUGCCCGUGAGCCUGAGGUCCUCAGUACUAUGGCAACCAUUGUCAACAAGCUGGGAGGGCACAUCACAAGCGAGAUUCCCCAGAUCUUUGAUGCUGUCUUUGAGUGCACCCUGAACAUGAUCAACAAGAACUUUGAAGAGUAUCCAGAACACAGAACUCACUUCUUCUACUUACUCCAAGCUGUUAAUUCCCACUGCUUCCCUGCAUUCCUGGCCAUCCCCCCUGCCCAGUUCAAACUGGUGCUGGACUCCAUCAUUUGGGCCUUCAAGCACACCAUGAGGAAUGUGGCUGACACAGGUCUACAGAUUCUGUACACAAUGCUGCAGAACGUGGCCCAGGAAGAAGCAGCUGCUCAGAGUUUCUACCAGACAUAUUUCUGUGAUAUCCUGCAGCACAUUUUUUCUGUCGUCACAGACACGUCUCACACUGCUGGUCUGACGAUGCACGCCUCCAUCCUGGCCUACAUGUUCAACCUGGUGGAAGAGGGAAAGAUCACCACAGCGCUGAACCCAGCCAGCCCUGCCAAUAACCAAGUCUUCAUCCAGGAGUACGUAGCCAACCUGCUGAAGACGGCCUUUCCUCACCUACAAGAUGCUCAGGUGAAGGUGUUUGUGACUGGGCUGUUCAGUUUAAAUCAGGACAUUCCUGCCUUCAAGGAACACCUUCGGGAUUUCCUCGUCCAGAUAAAGGAGUUUGCUGGUGAGGACACCACCGACCUGUUCCUGGAAGAGAGGGAGGCAUCGCUCCGCCAGGCCCAGGAGGAGAAACACAAGAUCCAGAUGUCUGUCCCUGGAAUCCUCAACCCCCACGAGAUCCCUGAGGAGAUGUGUGACUGAGGACCUGCUUAACCAAACUGUACAGUACCCCAAGCGAGACACAACAAACAAAUAAUCAAAACUACAGCAGACACAAUAAAACCAGAGUCAGGCACGUGAGUGUUGGGAGGCCUUCCAGCCUCUACAGUGGCAGAGCGGGCCUUUCCAUUUGAUGUUUGUUGACCAAAACAAUGCCAAUAACAUGUAAAUGAUUGCCGAAUCACUCUGUGGCCCUUUUUACUUAGCCUGCAUUUUUUAUGGAGACUUUUUUGUCUAAUAUCUAUCCAGAGCUGUUAAUCUGAACUUACAUUUUGUCAGUUUCUGGCCCAUCACAAGACCUGCAUGAUGAGGUUGUAACAAAUAGGACACGUUAUCCAUCCUGUUUUUGUUCCCUGUCCUCCUCCACUCUAAUCACCAUAUAUUUGUUUAUAUAUACAUAUGUUGAUUGGAUAGUCUGGGUGGAGUUCUUCUAUCAUGUCAGCAUAGAAGCUUCUGGACCUGUGACACAAAGUGGUGAGGUCUUCUGGAGGUGCACACGCCUCUUGUUUACCCCACAGCAUUGUGGGAGAAUGUGAAUCUAAAGGAUAAUGAAUGAAGGCUUGAGAUGCUGCUUCAUGAAUCAGCACCUGUUGCUCGAGUUAUGCUUAUCCUAAAAAAAAAAAAAAAUAAUAACUUGUUUGGCUGCUCUCUGGAGGUUUUUUUGUUUUGUUUUGUUUUUGUAGGGGAAGCAAAACUGAUUCUGUGCAUAUCAUCCCAAAUGUAUAGCAUCUUUAAUACCAUGGGAACAUUUUUUUUCGUUUUCUUUUUUUUUUUUUUCCUUUUAUUCUGUUGUUUGUUUUUGUUGUGGGUGUGUGCGCGUGUGUGCUGUCGCCGAGUCGACAUCAGCGUUUUGUUUUCCUCUAAGAGGAUUGUUGCUCAUUUGUGAGCCUUCAUUAUUAAUGGGAUGUUUUAAGGAAGUGGCAGAAGUAUUUAUGGGUUCUUGGUUGGUUGCAUCUUUAUAACAUCUCCUGUUUAACUCAGAUGGCUUUCAAAAAUUUUGAAUUGUUCUAAUUUAGAUAGUUUACCACACAGUAGUGCUUCAGAACACUACCUUUAGAGCAAAAUGAUAAUAAAACUGGGUUUACAUAUGAUUUUGGACUUUUGCAUUUUUCACUUGUACUUGUUUUAGUUCUGUCAAAAUAAACAAUUUUCAUUUGUUUUUUUUUUUUUUUGUUUGUUUGUUUGUUUUUUCCAGACAAAAUUUAAUGCCAUUGAGUUUAAUUAGCAAAGUAAUGUGUAAAUCCAAAUAAUGACCCAGUCUGUAAUGGCAAAUUUCCCUUCUCAAGGUGUUACAUUUGUUGUGAACUUUUUGAACUGAUUAAAGUUGAGAAUUUUAUA
Messenger RNA from Thalassophryne amazonica, 3824 nucleotides. RefSeq names its product exportin-1-like. Gene Ontology annotation, molecular function: nuclear export signal receptor activity. Gene Ontology annotation, biological process: protein export from nucleus; ribosomal small subunit export from nucleus; ribosomal large subunit export from nucleus. NCBI's taxonomy places the organism in Eukaryota, Metazoa, Chordata, Actinopteri, Batrachoidiformes, Batrachoididae. Gene Ontology annotation, cellular component: nucleus; cytoplasm. The record is from RefSeq and is a predicted model, not a curated record.